This is a messenger RNA of Chelmon rostratus (copperband butterflyfish), 3758 nucleotides long. It is a transcript of the gene ppm1g, whose product is annotated as protein phosphatase, Mg2+/Mn2+ dependent, 1G. Gene Ontology annotation, biological process: protein dephosphorylation. The record is from RefSeq and is a predicted model, not a curated record. Lineage: Eukaryota; Metazoa; Chordata; Actinopteri; Chaetodontiformes; Chaetodontidae. The transcript has 14 exons. Bases 173 to 1861 code for a protein of 562 amino acids. Gene Ontology annotation, cellular component: nucleoplasm. Gene Ontology annotation, molecular function: cation binding; protein serine/threonine phosphatase activity.
CGCGCGUGCUCACUUCCUCCACGGCUCCAGUUUCUUUUCGGUCUGUCUGUGUUGAUAGCGGCUUUUGCAUCCACACGUGUAAUCUUUCCUAUGUGAAUCUCUCUCUUUGGGACCCUUUUACAAGCUCAUUCUGCUUUGCCAGAUAGGUGUAAAGCCAUAGAAACCGACAACCAUGGGGGCUUAUCUGUCGCAACCUAACACAGCCAAGACCUCUUCCGAUGGCGGCAACGGCAACAUGAGCUACGGUUUCUCUGCCAUGCAGGGCUGGCGUGUCUCCAUGGAGGAUGCUCACAAUUGCAUUCCAGAGUUUGAUGAGGAGACAGCCAUGUUUGCUGUGUAUGAUGGACAUGGAGGUGAAGAGGUGGCUCUGUACUGUUCAAAGUACCUUCCUGACAUCAUCAAAGAGCAGAAAACCUACAAAGAUGGCAAACUCCAAAAGGCUCUGGAGGAUGCAUUCUUGGCCAUCGACAGCAGAAUGACCACAGAGGAAGUCAUCAAAGAGCUGGUCCAGAUUGCUGGACGGCCCACUGAGGAACCUCCGGCUGAAAAAGUGGCAGAGGAGGAUGACUUGGAGACAGAGGAAGCAGCUUUGCUCCAUGAAGAAGCCACAAUGACCAUAGAGGAGCUGCUUGUGCGCUACGGCCAGAACCGCAAUGCUGUGAAGCAUGCAGCUGCCAUCAGUGCGGCUGCUAAGAAGGCGACCUCGCACCCCGAAGCCUCAGGAGACAAAGGGGAAGGUGGGCAUGGAAAGAAGAAGGAGGGGGUAAAUGGGGAGGUGGAAGAGGAGAGCAACGGGAAGGUGAAGGAAGGCGAAGGAGCUGCAUGCUUGUCUAAGCUGCGAGCCUGUCGGAGAACGGGAGGAGGAGACAGCAGUGGUGCAGCAAGUGACUGUGGCGGGUCAGGAAGCUCCAAUGGCGAAGAAAAGGCUGGUAAGGCAGAAGGAGAUGCAGGUCCCUCCUGCUCCUCUUUGUCCUCCAAGGCUGCAGGAGAUUCCAAGUCCAGGUUCUUUGAUGACAGUGAGGAAUCUGAGGAGGGGGAAGAGGAGGACGGCAGUGAUGAAGAGGAUGGCAGCGAAGAGGAAGAGGGUGACAGCAGUGAGUUGGAGGAAGAGGAGGACACAGAGGAGGGAGAGGAAGACUCUGAGGAUGAAGAGGAGGAUGAAGUGUGUCUACCUGGAAUGGACGGCAAGGAGGAGCCUGGCUCAGACAGCGGCACCACAGCUGUCGUGGCUUUGAUCCGAGGAAAACAACUGAUCGUGGCCAAUGCUGGAGACUCUCGCUGCGUGGUGUCUGAGCGCGGCAAAGCUGUCGACAUGUCAUAUGACCACAAGCCAGAGGACGAGGUGGAACUGGCUCGCAUCAAAAACGCUGGAGGGAAAGUGACCAUGGAUGGACGGGUCAAUGGUGGACUGAACCUUUCCAGAGCCAUCGGCGACCACUUCUAUAAGAGGAACAAGGCUUUGCCACCAGAGGAGCAGAUGAUAUCUGCGAUGCCAGACGUCAAAGUUCUGACACUUAAUGAGGACCACGACUUCAUGGUCAUCGCCUGCGACGGCAUCUGGAACGUGUUGAGCAGUCAGGAGGUGGUGGACUUCAUCAGUGAGAGGAUCAAACCUGACCAGACUGGCAAUGUCAGAUCCCUCUCAUCCAUAGUGGAAGAGCUGUUGGACCACUGUUUGGCCCCUGACACAUCUGGAGACGGAACAGGAUGUGACAACAUGACCUGCGUCAUCGUCACCCUCCGGCCACACCCGUCCUCUGCUCAGUCAGACGACACAAAGAAGAGGAAGCAUCAGGAGGAGGCAGAAGGGACAGAGCUGGAGGAGAAUGGAAACGACAGCAAAAAGGCUAAAAGUGACUAAAGGCAAAGAGAAUCUGUCCCAGAGGGAGCAGCUGGUCCCAGGCUACCCCAGAUACUGUACACCAGAGACACAUUCUGUUCAAAAUUAAAUCCUGACCUCACAAACAUCAGCUCACCCUAAAACAGAAUUUGCAAAUGCUAUACGGAUGCUCAAAGAUCAGCAGAACUGAGAUCAUCAGUAUGGUUUUUCUGUCGUCUGUUUUAGGUGGCUUCUCACUUUAACACCCCCUCCAGUUGUUUCUUUUGUUCGCUCUCGCCGGACAGAAGCUGGACACACCUUUACUUCUUAAAAUCAGAAGAGGCAGACUCGCCAUUCACUGGCAUGCUGAACAGCACAUCAUUUUUCAUCUAUUUGUAUCUAGAAGGAAGCUGCAGGAAGAACCAGUCUACAGAGACUAGUGUGUAUUUCUAAAUGCUUCAGAGACGUCUCAGCAUCUCUGCAGACGUGCUCUGCUCGCUGUUACUGUUAAAAUCUUUAUCCACGCGGUACGCUUUGUUUUAGUGGAAGUAUGAGGAUAGCUCUUGUAGUGAUGUGCGUCUGGGUGCUGUUCACAUCUGUCAGUGUGACAUGCAUUUUCAUGGCAGUUUUGCAGCAUGAAAUGUGCACGUUACUUUUCCAAUAUGAAACUGCACAAUGCUCUCAGUGUGUUGUUCCCAAAUUACAAGGCAGCCAUUGUAUCUCAACAAAGUGCCAUUAAAAACCACAAAUUCCUGUCAUAGGCACCAUUUCACAUCCUCAAAUUAACUGAACCCGGUGAAGGGACCCAAAAUGGCUACAGAUAGAUUUGCAUAACGGCAACAGUUGAAAAACUGAUCGAAUGAGAGGAUAUUUAUGUCCUUUUUAUCCCAAAUUGAAGAUUCAAGAUGCAGUGAUGCUAGCUUAGUGUUGUGCUGAAUGUGUUUGUACCCUGUUUCAGGUUCCCCUCUGAUGUUGAUUUCCAACCUCAAGUUUAUUCAGGGGCAGUUUGUGUGACCACAGCUGGAGGAACUGAAGGAUUUGGGGUACUAGUCCAAUUGCUCAUGUUUGCAUUUCUUUCCCUCCCCCCCCCCCUUUUUUUUCAUUAGCACCCAUUCACAAGGAUAUUUUCUUCAGUCUUGGUCAAAGAACAGCUUAAUCGUCUCCAAUACAUCACCAUCAUCUUGCCUUUUUUCAUUCCUGCUUUGUGUCUUGUCUUGAUCAAAAUUCCAGACAGAAAAGAUGCCAGGGUUUUUUGGAGGUGGUGUACUUCUCAUCUGUAAGAUCUGAUGGCAGGGAGACAUACAGAGACACGAAAGACUUCCUUUUAUGUCUGUGUAUGUCCAUGCAGAGAGAAGUUGGGAUUAAAGCCCUGGACUGGCCCUCCACAUACAGCUCAUCUCCAGGGCUCUACCAUCCUCCCCCCAAUUUACUCUCCCUGUCUGUCCAUUUCCACUGUAACACCUUUUUAAGAUUAUCUCUAGGACGUGUUUCAAGUAAAAAGUAUUUCCACUCAAACGUUUUUUGAUGAACCAGCUUUCUGGCAAGUUUCUUUUUAAAAAAAACAAAUCCUUUGUGUGAGCACACUCUGAAAACACCCUGAUGCUGGACUGCAGAGAGGAUGCUCAGUUUUUUUGGUUUUUUUUUGAGUGAAAAUACAAUUUCAAGCUCUGAGCACCAAGACAGUAUAACUGUUCAGAAGAUCUUUUUUUCCUUAUUUGCAGAAGCCGCAUUUAAACCACAUUGUGUGACUGUAAGUUUGUUUCUAGUGUACUAUCUCGUCACCAUGCUCUUUUUUCUGUACAUAGUUUUUUCAAUACUUGUAAUUGAAGAAAAAGAAAAGGCUUUUUCUUUGUAAUUGUGAGUCAAUGUGACAUUUUUGGUGCAUACUCUUUUGACACCAGUAUGUAAGUACAUACAAAUACAUUUUUUUAAAUAAUGA